Messenger RNA from Lotus japonicus, 2650 nucleotides. RefSeq names its product beta-glucosidase 12-like. Gene Ontology annotation, biological process: carbohydrate metabolic process. The transcript has 11 exons. NCBI's taxonomy places the organism in Eukaryota, Viridiplantae, Streptophyta, Magnoliopsida, Fabales, Fabaceae. Gene Ontology annotation, molecular function: beta-glucosidase activity. The record is from RefSeq and is a predicted model, not a curated record. The coding region runs from base 1152 to 2351 and encodes 399 amino acids.
AUUUGGUAGUACAGGUAGAAAUGGUAGGUUUGGUAGUUGCUGCCACCUAGGAACAUGGCUUAAUUGUUGGUUUAUUAUGAGAUUCUUGAUUUUGAAUCUUUUUUUUGAUUUUUCUGGAAUUCUGGGUUUGAAGGAAGGAAGAAGAUGAAGUUCAUGUGUUUUUAUUAUUUUAUUAUUUUUUACCCAGAAAACGUUAGUUUUCGGAUGGAAGUCUAACGGCAGACCAGUUUUGCAACUAAGUGUAAAUGUUCAGGAUGAUUUUUGCUAAUUUUAAAGUUCGGGGACGAUUUUCACAGGAAGGCCAAUGUUCAGGGACCAAAAGUGCAAUUAAGCCUAAAAUAUACCAUUGAGGAACCUUCACAUGUGUCUUUCAUAAGUGUUGAGAGUCUUAGAGAUAUAAUAAACUUUUUCAUCAACUUUCACUUUCAAUUUUUUUUUUUAUCUUGUAUUACCAAAUUUACAUGUUCAGUGGCGGAGGCACAGGGGUGACUUCCCCCUGCUUAGUCACCCCUGGAUUUUUGGAAUUUCUCAAAAUUGAAGCAGAGUUCUUAAAGGCUAGAGAGUACAACAGCACAAGCACCUUCUUUUUUGUAAGUUUUGCUGGUGAUGAGAGGCUCGUGGUUGGAUGAUUAUGCGGUUGUGGGUGACCGUGACCGUGUCUCUGUUCCUUUUCUUUUGAUCCCCUGUUUUAUCUUGGCAUAAUGGCCUCUUCCUCCAUGUAUUUACUCUCGCUCUGUUUCUUUACUCUUGAAUUUUGAACUUGUCCAAUGAAGAUUUUGGAAACGAGAAGGACAUCUAAUUAAAGUGGAUAAUUAAUUUCUUGGAUCCAAAUAAAGCUUAGACCUCUCAGGUGAUGGUGGACUUGUUAAAAUCUCGUACUAAAACUUUGAAUGGUUGAUAAAAUCUUGAGUACCUUAACUAAAUUGAUUUGAAUGUGUUCCAAAUUCUUGCAUCUAGUUACAGCCAAGGGCAACAAUUUUUAGUGAUAUUACAUCAAAACAAAUGACAGCUAGAGGCUACAGCGACAUGGGUGUGGAGGUCGGUGAAGUCUGAAGAAAUCUGAAGAAGAAAGGGGAAAGUGGAUUGGGGAAGGAGAAAGGGAGAGAAAAGGGGAAGGAAAGGCCAAAAUUACCAAAACAAACAAACUUUCAAUGUGUUUAAAAAAAGAAAAGGAAGAUAUUCAGAUCAUGAAGUAUAUGAAUACAGAUUCUUACAGAUUCUCCAUCUCAUGGUCAAGGAUAUUGCCAAAAGGGAAAAUAAGUGCCGGUAUAAACCAAGAAGGAAUCAAGUAUUACAACAACCUGAUCAAUGAGCUACUGCAUAAUGGUCUUCAACCAUUUGUGACCAUUUUCCAUUGGGAUCUUCCCAUAGCCUUACAAGACGAGUAUAGUGGCUUCUCGAGUCCUCAUAUCAUAAAUGAUUUUCAAGACUAUGCGGAACUUUGCUUCAAGGAGUUUGGAGAUAGAGUGAAGCAUUGGAGUACUCUUAAUGAGCCAUACAGUUACAGUUCGAUUUUUAAUGAGCCCUACCUGACCUCGCACUAUCAACUCCUUGCUCAUGCAGCUGCUGUCAAAAUUUAUAAAACCAAAUACCAGGCUUCUCAGAAAGGUUUUAUAGGAAUCACCUUAAACAGUAACUGGUUCUUGCCAUUCUCAAAUGACAAAUCAGACCAUCAUGCUGCCCAGCGUGCUCUUGAUUUCAUGUUCGGAUGGUAUAUGCAGCCACUCACGACAGGAAAGUAUCCAGAAACCAUGAUGUCUUUGGUGGGAAAUAGAUUACCAAACUUCACUGAGGAGCAAUCCAAGCUACUUGCUGGAUCAUUUGAUUUUAUUGGAAUAAAUUACUACACCAGUAAUUAUGCUGCAGAUAUACCUCAUUCAAAGAAUGACAAAAGCAUACCGAGCUACUCCACAGAUUCUCAUGCCAACUUAACAUUUGAGCGUAAUGGGAUACCAAUUGGACCUAGGGCUGCUUCAUCAUGGCUAUAUGUUUAUCCAAGGGGGAUUCGAGAACUAUUGUUGUACACAAAGAGAAAGUAUAAUAACCCUUUGAUUUUCAUAACAGAAAAUGGCAUCGAUGAAUUCAAUGAUCCAAGCUUAUCACUUGGAGAGGCACUUAUAGAUACUUACAGAAUUGAUUACUACUUUCGUCAUCUUUAUUAUGUUUCAGCUGCAAUCAAGAAUGGUGUGAAAGUACAAGGAUACUUUGCAUGGUCACUUUUGGACGACUUUGAAUGGAAUUCUGGCUACACCAUUCGUUUUGGAAUUAACUUCGUCGAUUACAAGGAUAAUUUGAAAAGACAUCAAAAGCUCUCUGCCCUUUGGUUUAGGAAGUUUCUUAAAAAAUAUUAAACUUAUUGCAUGAUCUGAUGAUGAUCCUCAAUAAUCAAUAAUAUGAUGUAAACCAUCCGUCAAAAAUAAAAUAAGAGAAUAUGAUGUAAACUUGAUUGCUAGCAAGGUUAAAUGAGUUUUUCCUAGUAAGAUUUUAAUGAGGCACAUAUUCUAAGUUUGACCUUUCAAGAGGAAUUUUGUAUUGUAUGUGUUGAUCGGUCUUGUAUUGGUGAUCCCUUAUGCAUGAGAGGGUUGUUCUCAUGCUUGUUUUCUCAUUCAAUAAAUAUAUAUUUUUGUUGUAAAAAAAAACUUGAUUAGCU